GCCCGAACUCGACGGUUCAAGUUUCGCCUUCACCAAGUAUCGAUAGUAAUACUCGGCCCAGUUGCAAGCCUGGAAAGCAUUUUAGGACGAUACGCAAACGGAACUGUUCGAAUCUUUGCGAAAAUCAUCAACUUAGAGACUCUUUAACGAAUUCGACAUACCUUAGAAAAGCCUCGCGACAAAUUUUCAAAGAUGCAUUUCGCGAUCGUCUUUGCGGUUCUUACCUCAACAGCGUCUGCCCAUUUCGUCAAGAUAUACAGGGAGCAGUUCUGCAAAAACAUCAACGGCGUUUUCAACUUUGGGACCCAUGCAAAGAUCUGGUCUAGUACAUGCUACAGCGUACCUCAAGCCGGACAAUCGGUCGAAGUACACUUCGACCAAGCCAAGACUGUCCCGUGCACUGUACAUCUCUACAACGACAACCACUGCGGCAACGAAAUCGCCAUAUAUAACGGAAUAUAUUCCAGUGUCGACAGCUGCUAUGAGAAUUCCCCGAUUUAUUCCUACAAGGUUACUUGUCAGGAUUGAAGGUCCGGUCGUAGAAGAUGCGUGUUUGUUUCAACGGUCUCGAACAGUGCCAAGACUGGCCCUUUUUCCUCUGCAUUUGGAAAUCUUUUUCUGUCCAGAUGUGCUCAUGGCUUCGAGGCGUUCAAGGUGUUAUAGAGAAGAUGCGGCGCUGAUUACUGUCCACGGAAGGCAGCAUACAGAGUGAGCGACGGCAUGAGGGUUUGACUCGUCCAACGAGCGGCCGGUGCCGGGUAACUCCUCUGUGGUGGUUACAGAAAGGUCAAAAGUCUUGCUGGAAGUCGUGUAAUUAGCCACUGAAAUACAAACAACCUUGUCGCUCG
Molecule: messenger RNA, 848 nt
Organism: Pseudocercospora fijiensis CIRAD86
Lineage: Eukaryota; Fungi; Ascomycota; Dothideomycetes; Mycosphaerellales; Mycosphaerellaceae
Exons: 1
Coding region: 308-712 (134 amino acids)
Source: RefSeq, a predicted model, not a curated record